Messenger RNA from Microthlaspi erraticum, 846 nucleotides. NCBI's taxonomy places the organism in Eukaryota, Viridiplantae, Streptophyta, Magnoliopsida, Brassicales, Brassicaceae. The record is from the annotation of a GenBank genome assembly.
AUGGCGUCUCGUAGAUCUCUUCUCCUUCUCCUCGAAGUCCUUUUCGUUACGUUUCUCUCCGCGUCGGCGUAUUUACCGGAGACCGGAGGAAUUACCGGAGACAACGUCGUCGAAGUCAAUCGCUCACAGAGAGAGUUCGAUUAUUUCGCUCUUUCUCUUCAAUGGCCUGGUACUUACUGCCGUGGAACUCGCCAUUGCUGCUCCAAAAAUGCUUGCUGUCGAGGCUCGGACACUCCAACUCAAUUCACCAUCCAUGGACUAUGGCCUGACUAUAACGACGGUUCAUGGCCUUCAUGUUGUUAUCGAUCUGAAUUUAAUGAAAAAGAGAUCACAACGUUAAAGGACGGCCUUGAUAAGUACUGGCCCAGCCUCAGCUGUGGUUCUCCAUCAUCAUGCUAUGGUGGAAAAGGAUCGUUUUGGGGCCAUGAGUGGGGUAAUCAUCUUCAGUCUCUACAUAAGAAACAUGGGACUUGUUCUUCUCCUGUUUUUCAUGAUGAGUAUAGUUACUUCCUUACCACACUUAAUAUCUACUUCAAGUAUAAUGUCACGGAUGUCCUUUAUAAAGAAGGCUACGUUGCUUCCAACAGCGAGAAGUAUCCUCUAGGAGGUAUUGUAACAGCCAUUCAGAACGCGUUUCAUGUUAACCCUGAAGUUGUAUGCAAAAAGGACGCAAUCGACGAACUGCGUAUAUGCUUCGAGAAAGAUCUCACGCCCAGGGAUUGUGUUGUUUCAAAAGGCUUGACGUCGAAGAAAUCAUGUCCCAAGUACGUAAGUCUGCCGGAAUACACACCAUUGGAUGGAGACGCUAUGGUUCUGAGGAUGCCAACAGAUAAAGAAGGUCUUUGA